This is a messenger RNA of Melanaphis sacchari, 862 nucleotides long. It is a transcript of the gene twr, whose product is annotated as signal peptidase complex catalytic subunit SEC11A. The transcript is spliced from 5 exons. The record is from RefSeq and is a predicted model, not a curated record. Gene Ontology annotation, molecular function: serine-type endopeptidase activity. Lineage: Eukaryota; Metazoa; Arthropoda; Insecta; Hemiptera; Aphididae. The coding region runs from base 152 to 688 and encodes 178 amino acids. Gene Ontology annotation, cellular component: signal peptidase complex; membrane.
UUCUAAGUAAUAAGAAUGACGUGGUAUAGCACUUACGCGGUGUUUAAUUUUUAUUUUAAAUAAAUUUCCUUCACGUACUGUACGUUAUUGUACCGAAUUCUUUUUAAAAUUAAAUUAUUUUCUGUUUUAAGUUACAUUACUUACAGCCACGAUGUUUGACGGAUUUUUAGAUGAUAUAAAACGCAUGAAUAAACGACAAUUUCUCUAUCAAGUAUUAAGUUUUGGAAUGAUUGUUUCGUCCGCACUAAUGAUAUGGAAAGGUUUAAUGGUUUUUACUGGAAGUGAGAGUCCAAUUGUUGUUGUUUUAAGUGGUAGUAUGGAACCAGCCUUUCAUCGAGGUGAUCUAUUAUUCCUAACAAACUAUGAAGAAGAACCAGUUAGAGUUGGUGAAAUAGUUGUAUUUAAGAUUGAAGGACGUGAUAUUCCUAUUGUGCACAGGGUUUUAAAAUUACAUGAGAAAAAUAAUGGUACAAUUAAAUUUUUAACCAAAGGUGACAACAAUAGUGUAGAUGAUAGAGGAUUGUAUGCACCUGGUCAACAGUGGCUAGAAAAAUCAGAUAUGGUAGGCAGAGCCAGAGGAUUUUUACCAUAUGUUGGAAUGGUUACAAUUUUAAUGAACGAAUAUCCUAAAGUCAAAUUUGCUGUUUUAGCAUGUCUUGGACUAUAUGUACUUGUUCAUCGGGAAUAAAUCUUCGAUCAAUUUGAGCUGAUCCAAAGAAUAUGUGGAAUUAUUUUAAUUGUUAAUUUAAAAUUCAUGUGAUGUGUAUUGAUUGGUAGCUGCUGAGCAUUUCUUAUUCUUAAAUAUUUUUUUUGUUAUUCAAUUAUUAAAUGCAGAUUAUGAUAUUUUUUUCGAUCUAGCCAA